AUGACCGAAUUAAUAAUUUUCAAAGAUAUUUUUGAAAUCGAUAAAGAAAAAUUAUCUUUUAUUACUGAGAAUGAUGGGAGAUUUACUUGGCAUUAUAUAACUUUAUUUUAUAAUGAUAAACCUUGUUCUUUGGAUGGAUUUAAAUUAUACUACGAAAUUGACGAAUAUGAUGAUUAUGAAUAUCCUGUAAUUAAAAAUUCAAAUGGGACAGAAUCUUUUCUCAUUAAAUCAGAUGCGAGACUUUAUUUUAAAAAUAAUUUAUUAUAUAAGUUUUAUUGGAAUCAUUAUCAAUUAAAUGAUUUUCGUAGCAAAGAUAGAAAAAUAUGUAUUUAUUUAACUUUGAAUAACCAUAUUCUCAAUUUAAGUGAUAAUUUUAAAUAUAAAUUUAUUAAGGAAGAAGUUUAUCAAACAAUUGAUAUCGAUAAAUCUAAAUUAGAUAUUGCUUUUUUUGAUGAUGAAAAAUUUGAGAAAAUUAAAUCAGAAAACGAUGGCAUUAAAGAUUAUUAUAAAUUAAAAGAUGAUGUUGGCUAUUAUUUUAUUCUAUAUAAAAAUAGUGUAAUUAAACAUAUUGGCACAUAUAAUUAUUUUGAUUAUUAUAAUGUAGAAGAAGAUAACAUUUCUGAAAAAAUUUUUAUUAAAAGU
This is a messenger RNA of Dentiscutata erythropus, 642 nucleotides long. The record is from the annotation of a GenBank genome assembly. NCBI's taxonomy places the organism in Eukaryota, Fungi, Glomeromycota, Glomeromycetes, Diversisporales, Gigasporaceae.